Messenger RNA from Thyridium curvatum, 1356 nucleotides. RefSeq lists its product as uncharacterized. The transcript has 6 exons. The coding region runs from base 1 to 1356 and encodes 451 amino acids. Gene Ontology annotation, molecular function: RNA polymerase II cis-regulatory region sequence-specific DNA binding; DNA-binding transcription factor activity, RNA polymerase II-specific. Lineage: Eukaryota; Fungi; Ascomycota; Sordariomycetes; Thyridiales; Thyridiaceae. Gene Ontology annotation, biological process: regulation of transcription by RNA polymerase II. The record is from RefSeq and is a predicted model, not a curated record.
AUGAUGGGAACACACAUGAUGCACCAGCAGUACAACGGACGGCCAACCGGAUCGCCGCCUCUGCCCAGAGAACCGGCGGCCUUCCCGUACCUUAUGAGCCCUCCUAGCUACAGCGCCGCGACCGCUCCCACCAUGCCAGCUCCGCAGUAUCAACCACAGAUCCCCAUGCAGUACAACCCGUACACCUCCCCCCCAGAGUCUGUCCAGGCACCGUUCAAGGAUGAGAGACCUGCCGCCCUGCGGCCAAUGACCACGGAGGCAGAUCUGAACCGCUGUGUCGGGUACCAACGAGAGCCACCGCCGGCCUACCAGGAACACCACCGAAGCCCGUCUGUCAAGAGUGAGAUAGCCUCUGAAGACACCGUGGUUCCUCCCAAGGCCCGAACUAUCACCUCCAACAUUCCCAUCGGUGGUGCAGUUCAACCGGAGUUCCACACGGCCGUCGACACUCUGAUGAAGUCGAUCCAGUCCAAGCCACACACAGAUGAGUUGGUGAAAGCUCCCGAUCCUGAAGACCUUCAGGAGGAACGAGAAGUCUCACCAGAUCCGCCAGUUGCCCGGGGAAAGAGGUCGAGAAAGGCCAAACGAAGACGGCACAACUGCGACGUCCCGGGUUGUGGGAAGGUCUUCUAUCAAAAAACGCACCUCGAUAUUCAUCGCCGUGCACACACUGGCGAGCGCCCCUACGUUUGCGCGCUGCCCAAUUGUGGACAACGCUUCUCUCAGGUUGGAAACCUCAAGACUCACGAGCGGCGCCACACCGGUGAAAAGCCCUACCAAUGUGAAAAGUGCGGAAAGCGGUUCGCACAGCGAGGAAACGUUCGCGCCCACUUGCGGACACACGAGCACGUCAAGCCGCAAGCCCACAUGAACCGCUUCCAUGCCGCUUCUCUCAAAGCCCUCAUGGGCAAAUUUGAGUACAUGAGGGAGUGCGACAUGACUGAGGACGACAGGGAGCUCCGGGGGUACUUUGCCACGCUCUUCAAGAACAGCAACAAGGGCAUCAAGGGCCGCGGGCGAGACCGCAAGGUUGGCGCGUCGUCCGUACCCGUCACGCCCAUCAGCCCGACGCCCAGCGUUCCGCCCCAGUACCGCGCCCAGAACCCUGUGCAUGGUCUCCAGGCGGGCGUGGAGCAUCAACCAGCGUUCGCUGCUGCCCGCGUUGCACCCCAGGCCCUGAUGAUCCCCAUGUCCCUGCCGAGGGAGCACCAGGUCGGCUACGACAUGUACGACGCCGACCACGAGUCCAUGACCGCAAGCGGCUCCUCGUCCUCGUCAGGCGGCCCAAUCUACGAGGACGAUCACGCCCGCGAGAUGGCUUUUAGCGAGCGGCAUUUUAACGAGCGAAUGUACUAA